UGUUGUGAUGAUGAACGUCCCUGCCAACAUGGCGGUCAGCAUCCGCGGCCGUCCGACCCGGAGUGUACGGAUGAGAGGUCGGAAUGACAGCGGGGAGGAGAAUGUACCGCUGGAUCUUACGCGGGAACCCUCAGAUAACAUGCGUGAGAUCCUUCAGAACAUCGCCAAAUCUCAUGGGGUUUCCAACAUGAGGAAGCUUGGCCACCUGAACAACUUUGUUAAGCUCCUCAACAGUGUAAGUCACUGUGAAGAGAAAUUAGGAUUCACACAUGAGGAAAUCGUCAUUUGUCUGCGUGUGGCGUUGCUGAAUGAGGUGAAGGAGGUUCGGGCUGCGGGUUUGAGAGCCCUAAGGUAUCUGAUCCGUGAUAGCAGCGUCCUCCAGAAAGUUCUUCAGCUGCAGGUGGAUUACCUGAUUUCCAGGUGUAUUGACAUUCAGCAGAGCAAUGAGGUGGAGAGAACUCAAGCCCUCAGACUGGUGAGAAAGAUGAUAACAGUGAACGCACAGCUCUUUCCCAGCUCUUUAACAAACUCUCUAAUUGCCGUGGGGAACGACGGGCUGCAGGAGAGGGAUCGCAUGGUUCGAGCCUGCAUCGCCAUCAUUUGUGAACUUGCACUGAGGAACCCAGAGAUUGUGGCCCAGCGGGGAGGUUUGAGCACCAUCCUGAAGAACGUCAUUGACUGUCAGCUGAGUCGCAUCAAUGAGGCCCUGAUCACCACCAUACUGCACCUGCUUAAUCAUCCGCACACGCGCCAGUACAUACGAGCUGAUGUUGAACUGGAGCAAAUCCUAGCACCUUACACAGACUUUCACUACAGACACAACCCUGAAACAGCAGAGGCACAAAUCAAGGAGGACAGAGAAGCUCGUUUUUUGUCCAGUAAAAUGGCCAUUAUUGCAGCCUUCCGCUCGUGGUCAGGUAUUAUAAACCUGUGUAAAUCAGGGAACUCAGGGGUCCAGUCUUUAAUAGGCCUGCUCUGUAUACCAAACAUGGAUGUCAGGAAAGCCUUAUUAGAAGUCAUGUAUGAGAUCUUCAGAUUGCCUGUUCCUAUAGUGACAGGAGAUUUUGAGGAAGCCCUGCACAGCGUGGACCCCAGCAAGUUUCAGGACAGCUGGAGACUAUCUGAUGGGUUUGUAGCUGCAGAAGCCAAAGUCAUAUUGCCUCACAGAGCACGAUCCAGACCAGACCUUAUGGACAACUACCUGGCACUACUGCUGUCUGCUUUUAUCAACAGUGGACUACUGGAGGGUCUGGUGGAGGUGGUGACCAGCAGUGAUGGACAGAUAUCAGUGAGAGCCACCAUACUGCUCGGAGAACUUCUGCACAUGGCCAAUACAAUUCUUCCUCACUCUCACAGUCAUCAUCUGCACUGUCUGCCCACGCUAAUCAACAUGGCUGCUUCCUUUGACAUCUCUCAGGAGAAACGGCUGCGUGCCAGUGCAGCCGUAAACCACCUGAAACGUUUCCACGAAAAGAAGCGACGUGGCCCCAAACCUUACAGUCUUUACCUGGAUCACAUCCUACGCAGGACAUCCAACUCCACUCACAAGAGAGAGCAGCACCAGCGUCCACAAAAGGACAUCUAUAUUAUGAAGGACACUGAAGAGGCGCUGAUGAUGAACUUGAGGGACAGUCAGGUUCUCAGUCACAAACAGAACCUGGACUGGAACUGGGUUUUGAUCAUCACUAUACUGAAGUGGCCAAAUGUGAACCUCAGAAACAACAAGGACGAACAGAUGCACAAGUUUGUAAGGAGGUUGCUGUAUUUCUAUAAGCCCAGCAGUAAGCUAUACUCGGCUCUGGAGCUGGAUCAUUCCAAAGCCAGACAGCUGACAGUAGCGGGCUGCCAGUUCAACCAGUUCCUCUUAGAUUCGGAAGAGGAUGGUCAGGCAUAUUUAGAGGACCUUGUCAAGGAUAUCGUCCAGUGGCUCACAUCCUCUUCUGGGCUUAAACCUGAACGGAGUCUCCAUAGCAAUGGGCUCCUCAGCACCCUCAGUCAGCACUACUUCCUGUUUUUGGGUACUCUGUCUGCGCAGCCAGCAGGAGUCAAAAUGCUGGAGAAAUGUGGCGUAUUUCAGUGUCUGUUGAACUUGUGCUCGAUGAAAAACCAGGAUCACCUGCUGAAACUAACGGUUUCCACUCUGGACUACAGCAGAGACGGACUCGCACGAGUCAUUCUGUCCAAGAUCCUCACAGCAGCCACUGACAACUGCCGUCUAUACGCCACCAAACACCUGCGUGUGCUGCUGCGUGCCAACGUUGAGUUCUUCAGUAACUGGGGGAUGGAGUUGCUAGUCACACAGCUGCAUGACCACAACAAAACCGUCUCCAUGGAGGCACUGGACAUCCUUGAUGAAGCUUGUGAAGAGAAGGCCAACCUGCAUGCUCUGAUCCACAUGAAACCUGCUCUGUCUCACCUGGGAGAGAAAGGACUUCUGCUGCUGUUGAGGUUCCUGUCCAUCCCAAAAGGCUUCUCUUACCUCAACGAAAGAGGCUACGUCAACAAACAGCUAGAUAAAUGGCAGAAGGAGUAUAAUCUGAAGUAUGUGGACAUGAUUGAGGAGCAAUUAAACGAAGCUCUCACAACAUACCGCAAACCUGUCGACGGAGACAACUACGUCCGCCGCAGCAACCAAAGGUUACAGAGGCCAAAUGUGUUUCUCCCUGUGCAUUUAUAUGGGCAGUUGGUCCAUGAUAAAACCGGCUGCCUGCUGCUGGAAGCUCAGGGUGUUAUCCCAGAUCUCAGCUACACAGUCCGAUCUCCAGUGUUGGAUAAAUGGGAGGGCAUUAAACAGCUAAAAGCUGCCCUAUGGGCUCUGGGCAAUAUUGGCAGCUCGAAUUGGGGUCUGAACCUCCUACAGGAGGAGAACGUGAUUCCAGAUAUUAUUGCUCUGGCUCAGCACUGUGAGGUUCUGUCCAUACGUGGUACUUGUGUGUAUGUGCUGGGCGUGAUCAGCCGCACACGGCAGGGCAGUGAUGUACUGAAGGCUUUGGGAUGGGACUCCGUUCGACACAGCCGCAGGCAGCAAUGGCCCGUCGUCCCUGAUGAAGUGGAGGCUCCGCUACCCAGCGAACUGUCAUCUGUGCCCAGCACGCUCAGCCUCAACUCUGAGUCCACCAGCUCACGCCACAACAGUGAGAGCGAAAGCCAGCCCAGUUUGUAUUUUAUGGACGAUGAUCGUGAGGGUGUGGACAUGUACGAGGACUCCUCUCUCAGUAUACACACAAAAACCUCAAAAGACAGAAGCCCCUUCACCAUCCUGACCCCUUCACAUCUCCGAAAUCGCUUUCUGAACUCCCUGUCUCUCCCUAGUAAGAAGGGACGGAGCCCCAGUGACACUAAAGGCACAACAAACGCUGGAAAAUCUCCUGAAGAGCUCCGGCUCAUGCAGCGCAACCGGACCAUAACGGAGCCCUCAAACUAUUCUCCGGGCCACUCGGGGCAGAGUGAGGUCUUUUAUAAUGGCAGUCGCCUGCCUCGCAGCCCAACGGUCAGCCUAGAGACUUCAUUUGUGGGUAUAAAAGCACUAGCAGAGCCGUACGCCACAGAGGGAUCCUUGGAUUCGGAAGGCAGAGGUCAACAUAAGGCCGUGACCCCGGGUGAAGGUCAGCGGGAACGAAGCAGCAGGGAGCGUCUGACCUGCGACGGCGCGUCUGUGCUGCCCGGCGGCGGGACAUUUAAGAGCCGCAGUCAUAGCUUCAACACGGACACGACUACCAGCGGCAUCAGCUCCAUGAGCUCCUCCCCUUCCCGCGAGCCCGCCUCCUCCAUCGCCAUGGAUACGGACUGUGCCAGCCUGAACACGGUGGUCAGCACCAAAACUGUGAAAAUGCAGCACUCGCUCAGUCCUCAGUCCAACCACAACCACAUCCUGUUGUCUAAGUCUAAUUCCACCUCGCUGGUUCCUCCUGGGUCGGCGCACACUCUGCCCCGCAGGGCGCAGUCGCUGAAGUCACCCUCUGUGGCCACCAUCAAGAGUCUGGUGGAUUGCAGCUACAUUUACACGAGCCCGCGUGACGCGCUGGGAUACGCCACGCUGAAACGCCUACAGCAGCAGAGGAUCCACCCAUCUCUUUCACACAGCGAAGCACUGGCGUCUCCUGCUAAAGACGUGCUGUUUACAGAUACGAUCACCAUGAAAACACGCAGCCUUGACUCACGGCUCACACCACGCAGGUUUUUGAAAGCUCUGAGUUUUGCAUCUCUGGACAAGGAGGACUUAUUGAGUCCGAUCAAUCACUCCACCCUGCAGCGCUCCUCUUCUCUGCGAUCCAUGGUCUCUAGCGCCACCUUUGGCUGCAGUGAGGACUACAUUGGCCUGGCGCUGCCCCUGGACAUCAACCACAUGUUUCAGAUUAAAGAAACAUCAUAUUUCCAGAAGAGGACAAGCCCACCUGCUGGAGAAAAAUCAUCCAAAUUUCUUUUUGGAGAAUCUGAUGAAUCAUGUCGUGGUCCUGCACUGAAGUCGCAGAUGAGCAUAACGGAGCUGUUAAACAGCAGCCGGUCAGAACAGCACCACCUGCUGGGAGCCGAUGAGAGUACAGGCUUACAGGAGCACACGGAGCAGAACUGCCUGUACUGCAGUGCUCUCACCAUGCUCGGCUCACACACACACAGCCACCUGAACAACACACACACCCGCACAGAUUUGUCUGAUGGUUUUUCUCAGUGGCACAGCCAGCCUUCCCAUAAUCACCUGGAGGUGGUCGCCCAGUCCAAGUUCUCGGGGAUCUCGGGCUGCAGCGACGCAGCCGUCAGUCAGGGUUCGGCCAGCAGCACUCCCAGCACAGAGCUAAUACUAGGUGGAAAGGCAAUAUCUGAGGAUGGACCAGCCUGCAGAGUUCUGUUGAGGAAAGAGGUUCUGCGACUCGUCAUCAACCUCAGCUCUUCAGUCGGCACCAAAGGACACGAAACCGGACUGCUCACGAUAAAAGAGAAGUUUCCGUUCACAUUUGACGACAUCUGCCUGUACUCUGAGGUCUCCUUCCUGCUGGCCAACUGCAUGUUUCGUCUGGCCUCACGCCGCUUCAUCCAAGAGCUCUUCCAGGAUGUGCAGUUCAUUCCGCUGUAUGAUGAAGCUGAAGCAGUGUUGAAUAAACCAUCGCAACUUGUCCCGGUGGAGACCGAAGAGUCUUGAUACCUCCAUCAGCUUCCUGAACACCUCACCACUGUUAUCCCAUCAUCUCACCUCCCAUCCUCCCAUACGGCACAGAGAGACACACUUCCUGGAACGUGGAGGACGAGAAAGACAGGCUGCGGUUGAAGGAGAGGAAGGAAGCACUUACAGGACUAUGAAACAAGCCCCUAGACUUCAGACGGCGUUUCUGAAGGGGAGCAGUUUACCAAAUAACGUCUUCAGACUGUGAAACAGGUGAACCGGAGCGCUUCACAUGAUCCGAGCAUACGGACGUACGUGUUCACAAAGAACGAUUUGAACGAAAAUGCUGUUUACACUUUAAGAGCGCCGGGUGCACAGAUGAGAUAGACGGUUCUCUGCACUGGUGUUUGUACAUAUCUGCCCCAUCCGAAAAUAUUUCAAAAUCUCAUGCAAACACUACAAAGAAUUCAGCGACUGCUUUGGAUUCAGCGCGAAUGAUUUGACUAUGAGUUUAGGACUUCCAUAACUGAAAAAGUGGGCGAUGCAUUGAUUACAUUUGUACUAUUUAUUUGUUUCUUUUCUUUGUAUGUGUGUGUUUGGAUUUUUUAAUGACCUCCAGACAAUCAGAAUUCAGUGUUUUGGGGAAAAAAAAACUAGUUUAAGAUAUUUGAACCCUUAGCGUCACACAUCAUUGGAAAUCUGUCAUCCGUAACCGUUUCAGGUAAUUCCUCUUCAAAAGACGCAGGCGAGGCGCAUGCGAGCACUGAUACACACAUACUCCAUCACGGGGCUAGUUUGACUGCUAAUAAUCUGGAUGUUUUCAGGGUGAAUCUCACCAAAGCUGUCAUAUUUCACCUGAUUUCUUAUUACCGUCAAACCGAAAUGCUGGAUUGUCAUGAAAUUUGUGUCAUAAUGCAAAAUAUCUUCAUGGAAAAAUGAAUUGCAUCUUUUGUAAUCUGAUUUUAGAGUGAAAUGUGACCCAGGCAUAUGAGAUUCACCCAUUAAUUUGGAUCGGAUCAUCCUCCAUAUCAUACUAGACUCGUCUGGUGCUGUAGACUUCGGCCCGUACACCGAUCUGAUGCUGAUCGGUGAUACGGUGGCAUUAGAUUUGACUCUGACCUAUAGGAAAUUAAACCAGAAAUGAAACAUUAUCAUGCAUGAUAUCAUUUUAUUGACAUAUGAUUAAUAAAAGUGAUCAUCAAGUACCUUUGAAGGAAAAGGAGUUCAAUGCAAGUUAGUACAAUACAUAAGUCAAGUCUUUGGUGUAAUGUUGAUUACAAGAGAAAAUCAUUUUGACGAUCUCUUGUCAAGAGCAUGAAUGAAAAAAAUAAGCCUAUUUUAGGACCAUUAUUAUUAUUUAUGUGACAAUUAAGCACAUUUCCUUUACAAGUUCUGAUGGUGAAAAAUAUUUUGAACAUUUUUUAUACAGGUAUGGUAGUAUUUGUUUUACUGUUUUGAUGCUAAUUUAAUAAAAUGUGCUUAAUUGUAAUGAAAGUAAUGAUAGUCCAAAUAACAGGCAGGUAAAUUGUUUUUUUUUUUUUUUUUUUUUUUUUGGUGUAUACAUGUUCUAUGUUAAUUUUAUUUAGUUUGUUUUUUGAGUUCUGAAAUGUUUGGGACAAUUUAAGCAAAAAAAAUAAGUGAAAAAAAUAUAUAUAAUUUGUAAAAAAUGUUUACACAUCAUAGUAGAAUUUUCACUGCACUGAUGCUGAUUAAAUUAAAAAAGGCUGUAAUGCAAUAAUGUGGAUCAGUUAGGAAAAAAUGGAAAUUUGAGAAGCAAAAUAUGCUUAAUUAUCAAGGCAAUAAUGUCAAUGCAAAAUAAAAGUCCUAAAACAGGUUUAAUUUUAUUUAUGUAAAAUAUACUUUUUUUGGGGCAUUAUAUAAAAAAAUAAUUUCUCUUCCAAAUUCUCAAAAUCAAAUUGUAACGUAAAAAAAAAGGAAUAUGUAAACACACGAUUGCAGAAUUUUAUGUACUGCAUUGAUGUGCAUAUAUAUAAUGGACAUACAGACAUUUCCAGGAGCAUCAUGUGAUGUAUUUUUUUUUUUUUUUUUGGCGUUCUGAAAUAUCUGGGACAAUUUAAACACUUUUCACUUCCAAAUUUUCAUGACUGAAAUAUGAAAAUAAUAAUUUGUAAAAAGUGUUUACACAUUAUAGUAGUAUUUUCAGUGCACUAAUGCUGAUUAAAUAAAAAGGUAUAAUACAAUAAUGAGAUUCACAUGAGAAAAAAAUGCUUAAUUAUAAAGACAAUAAUGUCAAUACAAAAUAACAGUCCUAAAACAAGCUUAAUUUCCUUUAUGUAAAAUAUAUCCUUUUUUUAAGGUGUUGACAAUGCAAAAUUAGUCAUAAAAACAAACAUUUCUGUAAAAAAUAUACUUGAGCUUGUUAUUCAAACUGAUGGAUUGCUCAAAAUGAUUUUCUCUUGUAAUCAACAACCUGCUACUGAUGCUUUUAACAGUGAAAAACUUAUGUUGAACCUGGAAUCUUUCUUUAAGCUGCCAAAGCACUGGUUUAUAAAGAGUUUUAGAGUAUUGUCUUGAUGUGUUGUCUAUAUAUUGCUAGCGUUUCCCUUCACGUCACGCCUUUGAAAUGCAUUUAAUCCCAGUGUGCACCAAACCUGCACUCAACCAUCUGACAUGGUAAAACACUGGCACAGAGGUAUUCAGAUCUUCUACCGAUCGUAGUAGUCUUGUAGUAAGCCAUAGUUUUUGCAUAGUCUUUUAAUGAUGUUCUCGACGUGUUCCUGUUGUUCACACAAAGCACUGAUCGAAUCCAUCGUUCCCGUUCUCCCGAAACCAUGUGUAGAUUGCAUGCUGAAUUGACACAAACCCAGUUGCUUAUUUAUUGACUGAAAGAUCUUUUGUUAAUGUGUCUCAGCGCUGCUGCUACUGCCUUCAACUGACUGCGAUUUGAUUGGCUGAUGAGCGAGUGCCACGGCUUUUUGGCUUUGGCCCAGGCUAUGGAUCUGUACCAUAGUGGCGUGAGACUGAAAAAAGAGAUGAAAAAAUAUAUAUUUAUAUUUUUCCUAAAAGAUAUUGCAAGAGAUGAUGUAAUUUAAAGGAGUUUUGUUUUUUGUUUUGCCUGAGUUGUGGUUUCCCUUGUAAAGUGUGUACAGUGUGUUUUUGGGCACUUUCAGCCCUGGAAAAAAUCUUACAGUCUUAUCAAAGGGAUAUAUAAUUAAAGAAAAGUCAUGAGA
This is a messenger RNA of Labeo rohita (rohu), 8289 nucleotides long. RefSeq names its product RPTOR independent companion of MTOR, complex 2 a (gene rictora). Gene Ontology annotation, cellular component: TORC2 complex. Lineage: Eukaryota; Metazoa; Chordata; Actinopteri; Cypriniformes; Cyprinidae. Gene Ontology annotation, molecular function: protein serine/threonine kinase activator activity. Bases 8 to 5137 code for a protein of 1709 amino acids. The record is from RefSeq and is a predicted model, not a curated record. Gene Ontology annotation, biological process: TORC2 signaling; positive regulation of phosphatidylinositol 3-kinase/protein kinase B signal transduction. The transcript is spliced from 38 exons.